AUGGCUCUUGGCAUGUCACGAAGGAUUGUGCUGCGUUGUAGAUACCCAACUCUCCGUGUCUAUUCCAGCGACUCUAUAGCUGGCGGUGAUCUUCAAAUUCCUAUGGCGAUAAUCGAGAUCACUAUUGAGAGUAUUAAGCGCUAUUGCCUCAGCCGCAGCGGAGACGGCUGUGGUGAGGUGAGCCCCAGAGCCGAGGUCGUCUGCUACUUCGAGGGUGACCUGACGGCGAAGGAUGUUGACCCCUGCAAGUGCACAAUCCUCGUGGCCUCCGACGUGACCCUCGAUCAUGACCUGAAACUCACUUCCGAUGUCGACUUCACCAAGCUCAAGGCGCUGAAGGCGAGGAACCCCAAGCUCCGGCUGGUGGCUUCCAUCGGCGGCGAAAACGUCAAGACAGAAACGUUCUCUCUGGUGACGUCUUCGGUGGAGGGCGUGGCCAACUUCACGGAGGGCGUGGUUGCCUUCGUCACUGCUAACGGGCUGGAUGGGCUUGAGGUAGACUGGAGGUGGCCGGGGCAAAAUGGCGGCAGCAAGGAUAAGGAUGACGUCACCACGCUCAUGAAGGUCGUUCGCCUCGCCCUGGACCAGAAGGUGCACAGCGUGAGCCGAAGGACAGCGACUGAAGCCCUUGCCGAAGACACGACGGAAGCCGAGGACGCAACGGAGGCGCCACAGGACGUAACGGAAGCCGAGAGCGCUACCGAGGCCUCCACCGACGUCCCAACGACCAGUGCGCCCGAACAGGAGGACGAGAGCCUCGGGUCAGACUACCUGGUCCUCGAAUCAGGUUCCGAGUACGAGGUGACCCUCCGGCCCGAGAUAGAGGUAAGACUCGAAGACACAGGACACACGAUCAAGGAGAAGAAAGAGGACAGUCAUGGAAAAAAACAAGAAAAGACAGCAACUCGACCUUACCGUGGAAGCGUUAAGUUCACCGAUUACUUCAAGCUCUCAGGCGUCCUCACCACCACGGAGACGCCCUCGACGACCCCCUCCUCCGGAUGGAAGAUCGCCAAGUCUUCUCAAGCGUCCGAGAGGAAGGCGAAGCAGGAAGUGGAGAAGGAGAGAGGAGCCAUCCUUAUGAUGACCGUGUCUCCCCAUCCCGAAUACCUCGUUAAGGGAUACGACCUCAAAGCCCUCACUAAGAUUGUGGACUUCUUCAGCCUUCCCACCCACAACCUGACAGAAGACCGCCCCGAUGCAGCCGCCGAAACCUUCCACCACAGCCGUCUCAUGGGCGUUUCUGAUCUCGAAAAUGCGGAUUCCCUCGUGGAUUUAGUGGUGUCUCUCGGAGUGCCACUCGACCACCUGAUCCUCGGACUGCCAGCCACUGCCGCUGUGUUUACCCUGAAGGACGAAGAGCUGAACACCCCCCGCUCCCCGGCCGCUGGAACCGCCAGCUUCAUUCCUUACAGAGAGGCAUGCAUGAUGAUGGAGUCCGGGAACUGGACAGUGGAGCGCGACGAGGACCUGACCGGACCCUACGCCUUCCUGAACGCAACGUGGCUGGCCUUCGACGACCCUACCAGCGCCAAGAUCAAGAGCAAGUAUGUGCUGCUUCGAGGACUGGCUGGUGCGGCUCUGCAUAAUUUAGAUGGCGAAGACUGGGAUGACCAAUGCAACCAAGGCAAAUACCCUGUCCUGUCAGCAAUACACGACACCUUUACGCAGCUUGCCCGAACACCUCGACGUGCAGUUCUGCAAAGCCUUGUUGAUGAUCUGGAGACUGAGGAGUCCUCCUUCCGGCCAAUAUCUGUUGCUUCCCCAACUGAUCUUCGAAAUUCACCCUUCAGAAUAGUUCGCAUUGUUGAUCGAACUGGAGCUAUUAAGGCAAUCCGAGCAAGUUCUGAGUCAAGGUUCGAGUGCUCCCGCCAAGGCUAUUACCGAGACCCUGCUGACUGUUCCCAAUUUUAUCGCUGUGUAAAGUUCAACCAAUACGUGGAUGACUUCACUGUCUUUGAAUAUUCAUGCCCUUCUGGACUUGUAUUCGAUGAUCGUUGGGAGAUCUGCGCAUGGCCCUCUGCAGCUCCUCCAUGUGAUGGUUCCUCAGAAAUUUUCCCUGUCCCUCGUAGAAAGUUUUCCUGCCCUGGAGAAGGAUAUUUCACUGAUCCAGAGAACUGUCGCUGGUUCUUUGCUUGCAGAGAUUACUAUGGGAAUGGAACAUACACUCAGUAUGAGUUUAGGUGUCCAUUUGGACUUGCUUAUGAUGAGGCUAAUGGACUGUGCAACUGGCCCUGGCUUGUGGAAGGUUGUGGACAUACUGGGCCAAUCCCUGAUGGAUAUGGUGGUGUGAGUAGUGGCGCAGUCCCAGUUAGUGUGGCUUCCAUUGCUGGAGGUGGAUUCAGCCAAGGCAAAGCAGUAUUUGGAGAUGGGUCUGCUUCUCAGGAUCUGUAUGGUGGAAGCAGUGAAAGUUGUGAAGACUGUGGUUCCACUGAACUGGCUAUUGGUGGCCAAGGAGUCUACAAUGCUAACCGUGGCCUUAUUGUUGGUGCAGAUCAGAGCAAUGAACGUCUUUCAUAUGGUACCUUCAAAAAUACUGGAAUCCCAACCAUCCCUGGUACUGGCUUUAGUGGACAUGGCAGUGGCAGGCAAGGAAACAAUAUUGGUUCUGCUGCUUUUGGUUCUUCAUCAAAUAGGAGGCCAAGCAAAACACAAGGAGGAAGGAGAAAGUCCUCUCGCGGUCAGAAUGGUCAGGGAUACAACUACCAGGAACCUGACAAUGCUUUCAAUCCUGCUGAGGUUUCAGGUGGCUAUGCUGCUCCAAAUUCAGGCUCUAGGGGAAGACCAUCAUCCAGACCUUCCUCUUCCUACAAAACUCCAAGUGCAACAACUCGUACACCAACAACCACCUACCGACCUGUCACUUCUGCCCCUGCAACAACACCUUCCUCUGGAUAUUCAUAUCCUGAACCAGCUAAUCCUUUCACCUCAGGAACCUCCAUCCAAGUCUCAAAGCCUUCACCAGUAACUUCUGCUCCAAUCAGGUCAAGCACAAGAGGACAUGGUUCAUCAGGAAGCACUAGUGGAUCAAGAAAGACAAGUGGCAGUGGAGUAGGACAUUUUACUAUUCCUGGUAGUUCAUCUGGUAGCAGACAUGGCUCCGGAAGUAGUGCAUCAGGAGGUUCCAGGGGAUCAGGAAGACCUGGAUCAUCAAGAGGAUCAAGUGGAUCAUACUCAGCUCCUGCAAAACCUUUCGUAACUGGCUCCUCUGCAGGAUCUGCUGACUCAUCUGAGGAAGAAGGUGGAUCUGGAAGCCGUGGUACUUCCAGUGGUUCAAGCCACUUUGGAGGAUCAGGUUCUGGAAACCGUGGUAGUUCAACUGGUUCAAGUCAUUUCGGAGGAUCAGGAUCUGGAAGCCGUGGCAGUUCCAGUGGUUCAAGUCACUUUGGAGGAUCAGGUUCUGGAAGCCGUGGUAGUUCCAGUGGUUCAAGUCACUUUGGAGGAUCAGGUUCUGGAAGCCGUGGCAGUUCCAGUGGUUCAAGCCACUUUGGAGGAUCAGGAUCUGGAAGCGGAGGCAGUUCCAGUGGUUCAAGCCACUUUGGAGGAUCAAGAUCCGGAAGCCGUGGCAGUUCCAGUGGUUCAGGCCACUUUGGAGGAUCAGUUUCUGGAAAUGGUGGCAGUUCCAGCAGUUCUAGUGGAUCAUCUGGUGGCUAUUCAUACUCUGCACCCGCAAAGCCUUUCAUAACUGGCUCCUCUGCAGGAUCUGCUGGUUCAUCUGAGGAAGAUGGUGGAUCCGGAAGCCGUGGCAGUUCCAGUGGUUCAAGUCACUUUGGAGGAUCAGGAUCUGGAAGCCGUGGUAGUUCCAGUGGUUCAAGCCACUUUGGAGGAUCAGGAUCUGGAAGCCGUGGCAGUUCCAGUGGUUCAAGCCACUUUGGAGGAUCAGGGUCUGGAAGCCGUGGCAGUUCCAGUGGUUCAGGCCACUUUGGAGGAUCAGGUUCUGGAAGCAGUGGCAGUUCCAGCAGUUCUAGUGGAUCAUCUGGUGGCUAUUCAUACUCUGCACCCGCAAAGCCUUUCAUAACUGGCUCCUCUGCAGGAUCUGCUGGCUCAUCUGAGGAAGAUGGUGGAUCUGGAUUCUUUGGAGGUUCUGGCAGUUCCAGUGGAUCAAGUCAUUUUGGAGGAUCAGGAUCUGGAAGCCGUGGCGGUUCCAGUGGUUCAGGCCACUUUGGAGGAUCAGGUUCUGGAAGCAGUGGCAGUUCCAGUGGUUCAAGCCACUUUGGAGGAUCAGGAUCUGGAAGCAGUGGUAGUUCCAGUGGUUCAAGUCACUUUGGAGGAUCAGGAUCCGGAAGCCGUGGCGGUUCCAGUGGUUCAGGCCACUUUGGAGGAUCAGGUUCUGGAAGCAGUGGCAGUUCCAGUGGUUCAAGUCACUUUGGAGGAUCAGGAUCCGGAAGCCGUGGCGGUUCCAGUGGUUCAGGCCACUUUGGAGGAUCAGGUUCUGGAAGCAGUGGCAGUUCCAGUGGUUCAAGUCACUUUGGAGGAUCAGGAUCCGGAAGCCGUGGCGGUUCCAGUGGUUCAGGCCACUUUGGAGGAUCAGGAUCUGGAAGCAGUGGCAGUUCCAGUGGUUCAAGUCACUUUGGAGGAUCAGGAUCCGGAAGCCGUGGCGGUUCCAGUGGUUCAGGCCACUUUGGAGGAUCAGGUUCUGGAAGCAGUGGCAGUUCCAGUGGUUCAAGUCACUUUGGAGGAUCAGGAUCUGGAAGCCGUGGCGGUUCCAGCAGUUCUAGUGGAUCAUCUGGUGGCUAUUCAUACUCUGCACCCGCAAAGCCUUUCAUAACUGGCUCCUCUGCAGGAUCUGCUGACUCAUCUGAGGAAGAUGGUGGAUCCGGAAGCCGUGGUAGUUCCAGUGGUUCAAGUCACUUCGGAGGAUCAGGAUCAGGAUCUGGAAGCCGUGGCAGUUCCAGUGGUUCAAGUCAUUUUGGAGGAUCAGGAUCAGGAUCUGGAAGCCGUGGCAGUUCCAGUGGUUCAAGUCACUUUGGAGGAUCAGGAUCAGGAUCCGGAAGCCGUGGCAGUUCCAGUGGUUCAAGUCACUUUGGAGGAUCAGGAUCUGGAAGCCGUCAGUUCCAGUGGUUCAAGUCACUUUGGAGGAUCAGGAUCCGGAAGCCGUGGCAGUUCCAGUGGUUCAAGUCACUUUGGAGGAUCAGGAUCUGGAAGCCGUGGCGGUUCCAGUGGUUCAGGCCACUUUGGAGGAUCAGGAUCUGGAAGCAGUGGCAGUUCCAGUGGUUCAAGUCACUUUGGAGGAUCAGGAUCCGGAAGCCGUGGCGGUUCCAGUGGUUCAGGCCACUUUGGAGGAUCAGGAUCUGGAAGCAGUGGCAGUUCCAGUGGUUCAAGUCACUUUGGAGGAUCAGGAUCCGGAAGCCGUGGCGGUUCCAGUGGUUCAAGUCACUUUGGAGGAUCAGGAUCCGGAAGCCGUGGCGGUUCCAGUGGUUCAGGCCACUUUGGAGGAUCAGGUUCUGGAAGCAGUGGCAGUUCCAGUGGUUCAAGUCACUUUGGAGGAUCAGGAUCCGGAAGCCGUGGCGGUUCCAGUGGUUCAGCCACUUUGGAGGAUCAGGUUCUGGAAGCAGUGGCAGUUCCAGUGGUUCAAGUCACUUUGGAGGAUCAGGAUCCGGAAGCCGUGGCGGUUCCAGUGGUUCAGGCCACUUUGGAGGAUCAGGUUCUGGAAGCAGUGGCAGUUCCAGCAGUUCUAGUGGAUCAUCUGGUGGCUAUUCAUACUCUGCACCCGCAAAGCCUUUCAUAACUGGCUCCUCUGCAGGAUCUGCUGGUUCAUCUGAGGAAGAUGGUGGAUCUGGAAGCCGUAGCAGUUCCAGUGGUUCAAGUCACUUUGGAGGAUCAGGAUCUGGAAGCCGUGGUAGUUCCAGUGGUUCAAGUCACUUUGGAGGAUCAGGUUCUGGAAGCCGUGGCAGUUCCAGUGGUUCAAGUCAUUUCGGAGGAUCAUCAGGAUCUGGAAGUGGUGGCAGUUCCAGCAGUUCUAGUGGAUCAUCUGGUGGCUAUUCAUACUCUGCACCCGCGACACCUUUCAUAACUGGCUCUUCUGCAGGAUCUGCUGGCUCAUCUGAGGAAGAUGGUGGAUCCGGAAGCCGUGGUAGUUCCAGUGGUUCAAGUCACUUUGGAGGAUCAGGAUCUGGAAGCCGUGGUAGUUCCAGUGGUUCAAGUCACUUUGGAGGAUCAGGAUCAGGAUCUGGAAGUCGUGGCAGUUCCAGUGGUUCAAGUCACUUUGGAGGAUCAGGAUCAGGAUCUGGAAGUCGUGGCAGUUCCAGUGGUUCAAGUCACUUUGGAGGAUCAGGAUCAGGAUCUGGAAGCCGUGGCAGUUCCAGUGGUUCAAGUCACUUUGGAGGAUCAGGUUCUGGAAGUGGUGGCAGUUCCAGUGGUUCAGGCCACUUUGGAGGAUCAGGAUCUGGAAGCAGUGGCAGUUCCAGCAGUUCUAGUGGAUCAUCUGGUGGCUAUUCAUACUCUGCACCCGCAAAACCUUUCAUAACUGGCUCCUCAGCAGGAUCUGCUGGUUCAUCUGAGGAAGAUGGUGGAUCCGGAAAGCCGUGGCAGUUUCCAGUGCGUUCAAGUUCACUUUGGAGGAUCAGGAUUCAGGAUCCGGAAAGCCGUGACAAAUCAAACUAA
Molecule: messenger RNA, 6603 nt
Organism: Penaeus vannamei (Pacific white shrimp)
Lineage: Eukaryota; Metazoa; Arthropoda; Malacostraca; Decapoda; Penaeidae
Source: RefSeq, a predicted model, not a curated record